GUCGAUAACAUAAUACUGCCAUCUACCAGUUCACCACGCAACAACUAGUGGUGUACAACAGCGUAUGCCGUGCAUAUCUCUCGUUUAUAGUUUGUAAUCGUAUAAUAAAAAUAUUUAGUUGACAUGGCAUUCUAUAACUUGAAAAGUGAAGAGGAAGUAAAAGAGUAUCUGAAAAACCUUCACAUUGAAUAUAAAUUCGGUUGCUAUAGCGAGAAAAAACCCGAAGUUUGUCACCUGCUCGGCGAUUACGAGGAAAGUAUCAAGAGUAACUAUAAAGCGGCCGCCGAUAUAUAUAAGAGGAAUUGCGACGAAAGAAAUUAUGGCAGCAGUUGUACGAAAUACGGGGAUUACAACUUGAUCGGUAGAGGAUGCGAGAAAAACAUUAUGGAGGCGUACAAAUACAUGACGAAAGGUUGCGACUUGAACGAUGGAAAGGGUUGCUACCACGCUGGUGCUUUUGCAGUAAGCAAUGAGGUCUUAGAAAAAGACAAAGCUACCCAAAUCGCACAUGGAAUGAAAAUGCUUAAAAAAGCUUGCGACGCGGACGAAGAGAAAGCUUGCUUCCAAUUGUCAGGCAUUCUCUUAAGUGGGAUACAAGGAUACGUUGAAAAGGAUUUCAGGGAGGCGUAUAAGCUGUCUCUAAAGUGUUGCGAAUUUGGGAAUCCCUUUGCUUGUGCUAAUGUGUCCAUAAUGCAUAGACAAGGUGAUGGCGUACAGAAAAAUGAAAGUAUAGCCAAUGCCUUCAAGGAACGAGCUGAAACAUUGUUUGCAGAGCUCAAAAAGCAAAAGAAGCAACUGAAAUUUCAUGAAGGGAUCAAUCCAUAGUUGUGUUUUAUCGCUUGUUAUUGAUGUGUAUAGUAAAUAGUUGUUACACGAAUAAGACAGAUUUAACAUGGAACGAGUAACUCCAAAUGCAAUUACAUUAUUUAUUAAACUUUUUAUUUUUUCCUUUUUUUAUUAAUCAUAUAUACAUGCGUUAUAUACUAUUAUGUAUACUGUAUCGGAAGCUGCGUAUUGUGUAAUUAACGCUAAUCGAGACGCAUACUUAUUUGUACAUGUAUUCUCUGUCGGAGAAAGUGAAAUUACUCACUCCAAAUGAUACUAUAGUCGGUAAAUAUUGUACAUACAGUACUAUACAGUAAAAUUAUUGUACGUACAGCAUCAACCAAGAAGAUAAUGUAAGCAAGUGAUUACUUUCACGAUGCUUGCAAUUAGAUUCCAAGCAGCCGAUUGCCUGGCACCAGACAAUUUCUGACACAACACAUUCACUCCCGGCGAGAAAGUCAUGGAAACGUUCCACGCAUACAUUGUUAAGUCACUUAGAACAGUCCCCCUAAUGAUGUAAAAAAACCUGUGUACAUCGCAAAUAGAGAAAUGUGUUAAUUACGUUCCA
Messenger RNA from Hylaeus volcanicus, 1393 nucleotides. It is a transcript of the gene Coa7, whose product is annotated as cytochrome c oxidase assembly factor 7 homolog. The transcript has 3 exons. Gene Ontology annotation, molecular function: protein binding. The coding region runs from base 124 to 825 and encodes 233 amino acids. Gene Ontology annotation, cellular component: mitochondrial intermembrane space. Lineage: Eukaryota; Metazoa; Arthropoda; Insecta; Hymenoptera; Colletidae. The record is from RefSeq and is a predicted model, not a curated record.